Messenger RNA from Fusarium tjaetaba, 1605 nucleotides. Its product is annotated as triacylglycerol lipase II precursor. The coding region runs from base 1 to 1605 and encodes 534 amino acids. The transcript has 2 exons. The record is from RefSeq and is a predicted model, not a curated record. NCBI's taxonomy places the organism in Eukaryota, Fungi, Ascomycota, Sordariomycetes, Hypocreales, Nectriaceae.
AUGGGCAAUUCAAUCUCUUACACCACUUCAGACUGUCAUGUCAACAUCCCAAAUCAUGGAUCUCUCAAAGGUCUUCAGUUCGAUUCCAAGUCCCGUCGCUUCGCAGGCGUUCCCUACGCUCAACCUCCCGUCGGGAAUCUACGAUGGCGAAAACCUCAGCCUUUUCCAAAAACAUAUCGAUACCGAUCUUUGGAUGGUUUGCCUUUUGAUGCGACGGAUUUUGGACCUGUUUGUCCUCAGGCGAAUUACUCCAAGAACGUUAGCGAGCAUAUCCCCAAACAUGCAUACAGCGAGGAUUGUCUAAGACUCAAUAUUUGGACGCCUGUGCCUGAUCCGAGCGAGCCGAAUAAGAAAUGGCCUGUUGUGGUUUGGUUCCAUGGUGGUUGGUUCCAGGUUGGAGAUCCCAGUCAGGAAGAGAGUAUGGAUCCAACUGAGCUUAUAUCGACUGGCGGAUUACAAGCUGUGUUUGUAGCCGUCGGUUACAGACUCAAUGUCUUUGGGUUUCUCGCUGGAAAGUCUCUGCUAGAAGAGUCUGGUGGUGAGGCUGUUGGAAACUAUGGUCUUUGGGACCAACGUCUCGCUAUGGACUGGGUAUACGAGAACAUCGCUGCCUUUGGGGGUGACCCUCAAAACAUCAUCCUCGCGGGACGCAGUGCGGGAGCUUACUCUGUGCUUGCGCAAGCACUCUAUGACUUCCGAGGCAAAGAGUCGCAUGGCCGUUUUACAAGAAUGAUCAUGUACUCUAAUGCCAUUCCGACACAACCCAAGACUGUUCAAGACUGCGAGGAACAGUUCGAUGAGCUUUGCGAGUACUUUGGCAUACCAACAGACAUUAGUGGCGCAGAGAGGCUACGUAAUCUGAGGAGUAUUAGUGCCGAUGAUAUCUCUGCUGCUAUCAUGGAGCUGAAGAACCAUACCUUUCGUCCCGUAACGGAUGAUCUGUUUAUUCACUCGGGUAUCUUUGACUACUAUCGCGACGGGUCAUUCGCGCGUGAGUUCAAGAAACGCGGACUCAAGCUCUACAUCGGCGAAGUCCUUGAUGAAGAUACCCUCUACGCCGUCACAAACCCUCCCGAUCCCAACUUCUCUUCUCUUCAGAUGCAAAUAUCCAAUUAUUACCCUCCUCACGUCACUGAUCGUCUCCUCAAGCAUUAUUCCCUUCCACAAACAAAAGACAAGAAAGCAUGGCAGCAGAUCUUUGGGCGUAUCAUUGCCGAUGGCCAAGUCAGAGCUCCAUCGCGAUACCUAGUGGAUAAUCUGGUUCACAAUGGCGUUGACAUCAAGAAUGUCUGGAGAUAUCUCAUUGCAUAUCGCUUGUCGUUCAUAACGAAUGAAGUUGCUCCAGCCUCGUUUGGUGUGAGCCAUGCUAUGGACAGGCCUAUAUGGAAUUACUCUAUUACGCAUGGGCCAACGCCUGCAGAGAGAGAUCUCAUGGACGCAUGGAUAAGGGAUCUCAGGGCUUUCGUUAAUGAUGAAGAGGGGUAUGUGUUCGGCACGGAGCUGACUACAGAGUAUAAAGUCAUGCAACCGCAAGGAACUAUUGCCAUCGAACGGGAUGGACGAUGGGAAGAGCUUCUACAGGUCAUGGAUAUCUUUAGCGCAUGA